Lacerta agilis (Sand lizard) is the source of this 3166-nucleotide messenger RNA. RefSeq names its product V-type proton ATPase subunit B, brain isoform-like. Gene Ontology annotation, cellular component: proton-transporting V-type ATPase, V1 domain. The record is from RefSeq and is a predicted model, not a curated record. Lineage: Eukaryota; Metazoa; Chordata; Lepidosauria; Squamata; Lacertidae. Gene Ontology annotation, biological process: proton transmembrane transport; ATP metabolic process. Gene Ontology annotation, molecular function: proton-transporting ATPase activity, rotational mechanism; ATP binding.
AUGGCGGCGCUGCGGGCCAUUCGGGGGAUGGUGAACGGAGCCGUGUCCGAGCUGAGCGGCGGAGCGUCGCGGGAGCAGGCGGCCGCCGUCACCCGCGACUACCUCUCCCAGCCCCGCCUCACAUACAAGACAGUAUCUGGAGUCAAUGGACCACUAGUAAUCUUGGAUCAAGUGAAGUUCCCUAGGUAUGCAGAGAUUGUGCACUUGACACUACCGGAUGGAACAAAGAGAAGCGGGCAGGUGCUGGAAGUCAGUGGAUCCAAAGCAGUAGUUCAGGUUUUUGAGGGAACUUCAGGUAUUGAUGCUAAGAGAACCUCAUGUGAAUUUACUGGGGAUAUCCUUCGAACCCCAGUAUCUGAAGAUAUGCUUGGGCGAGUGUUUAACGGAUCAGGAAAGCCCAUAGACAGAGGCCCUAUGGUCUUGGCUGAAGAUUACCUUGAUAUCAUGGGUCAACCAAUCAAUCCUCAGUGUCGAAUCUACCCAGAAGAGAUGAUUCAGACUGGCAUUUCUGCUAUAGAUGGCAUGAACAGCAUUGCCAGAGGACAGAAAAUUCCUAUUUUCUCUGCUGCUGGGUUGCCCCACAAUGAGAUAGCAGCUCAGAUCUGUCGCCAGGCAGGCUUGGUGAAGAAAUCCAAAGAUGUGGACUACAGUGAAGAUAAUUUUGCCAUUGUGUUUGCUGCUAUGGGAGUAAGUAGUGAACAUGGAAACGCUCGAUUCUUCAAGUCUGACUUUGAGGAAAAUGGCUCCAUGGACAAUGUGUGUCUGUUCCUGAACUUAGCCAAUGAUCCAACCAUUGAGCGCAUUAUCACGCCUCGUCUUGCUCUAACCACAGAGUUCUUGGCUUAUCAGUGUGAAAAGCAUGUAUUGGUUAUUCUGACGGAUAUGAGCUCCUAUGCAGAGGCGCUGAGAGAGGUCUCAGCAGCCAGGGAAGAUAAGGCCGGUGGCUUUCCUGGUUACAUGUACACUGAUCUGGCCACAAUCUAUGAACGAGCUGGGCGAGUGGAAGGCAGGAAUGGGUCCAUUACUCAAAUUCCUAUUCUUACCAUGCCCAAUGAUGACAUUACCCACCCUAUCCCUGACUUGACGGGAUACAUUACUGAAGGCCAGAUCUACGUAGACAGGCAGCUGCACAACAGACAGAUUUACCCACCUAUCAACGUACUUCCCUCUUUGUCUCGAUUGAUGAAAUCUGCUAUUGGAGAGGGGAUGACCAGGAAGGAUCACGCUGAGGUUUCAAACCAACUGUAUGCAUGCUAUGCCAUUGGGAAGGAUGUCCAAGCCAUGAAGGCUGUUGUAGGAGAGGAAGCGCUUACUUCCGAUGAUCUUCUCUAUCUUGAAUUCCUGCAGAAAUUUGAGAGGAACUUCAUUGCUCAGGGGGCCUAUGAAAACCGCACUGUUUACGAGACGUUGGACAUCGGCUGGCAGCUGCUGCGUAUCUUCCCCAAGGAGAUGCUGAAGAGAAUCCCUCAGAGCACCUUGGCAGAGUUUUAUCCCCGAGAUUCCACAGCAAAGCACUAGCUCCACCUUCACCUUCCAUGAAACGCUGGGUUUUCUUCCCUUGUGUUGGUGUUUACUUGUCAUCCCUGUAAUUAAACCAAGAAUAAGUGACAUAUUUGUGCCAGUGUUCCUGAUGUGUUAAGCUGAUAACAGAGUUUAAAAUGCACCCCUUCUCUCAAGCACUAGGAUCUUGAAUUGUUUACAUUUAAUAGAGGGGAAAAUGUUCUUUCGCAACUCUUAUUUGGUUUACUGGAAUAAAUUUUUUUAUUUAGGCAGUCUUGGAGGAAGAAUAGCCUUGAGGCUGCAGUUUUCUACCCAUUGCACUGUGAGAAAAGUAAUAAAGUCAUAUGGGAGGUGUAGUUGAAUAAGAGUUAAAGAAGUCCUCUUCUCCUUAGCCCAGACUGCCUUUGUCCAGUCAAAAGUUCCACCUGCCUUUGUCCUGUUGUGUAGAAGAGGCACAGGGGGCACGAGAGAGGCACACACAACAGAGCAGAGUGAUGGCUGGUGGCAGGUCAAACCCACAAAUCACCUUUAGCUUCAAUUAUGGCUGAGAAAAUUACACAGCAAUGACAUUGCAAUGUUUGCACACCCUGGUGCUUGCCCAGUAACAGGUACAAGAUUCCUACCUCUUCCAGGAACUUGGCACGAGGUCCACUUGCUUGUUCUGCCGGGCUAACCUGCCUGGUUUCACUGUCUCCACCGCCACUUUGUGUAGAGGUGGACAUAAUACGAAACUGGAUAGGGAUCCUGCCUCUACCUGACCAACCCUGAACUGCAGAAUCGUUGCAACUGGAGAACCCUGCUGGUAAAGUGGCUUAGCCUAUAGCAAAUGGAAAUUUAUCCUGAGAAGUGUCAGUCUUCAUAAUGCCAUUGAGAAGAUAUGCCAGCACUUUCAGACUGCGCAUCACAGAAUAUAACCUCAUCCCUUGAAGUCGAUGGGCCCUCCGAUUUAACUUGUCUCAUCAAAUGUUACCCAAUGAGGUAGGAAAGGGUGAAGGCAAAUCAAAUGUGCGAAGGGAGGAUAUUUUAAAUUCUGUUAUUAAGCAGUCCUUUGGAUGACACUGGGUUCUGAACCGACCUUGGGUUUGUUUUUAAACCGCCUUCCGAUCGUGAAGUUGGCAAGCCAUCGUACACUGGGGGGGAAACAGCUUGAUGCUCAAUGUGUAUGUCAGUGGCGGCCAAAUGCUUAUAUGGAAUGGAUUUCGAUGCCUGGAAGCAAACAGGAUCUUUGUGUCUUCUCCUUGAUUUUGCUUUCCAGGCUAUUCUACACCCCAGCUUCAGCGACCCAGAUUGCAAACUGUUGGCAACCUCCUAGAUCACGGCUGGGAGUUGGUCAGAAGGGUUUGUUGCGGCUCAGGCCGCAUAGACUGUGGUGGUUCCAGCGUCUUCCCCACCCACCAUGCAGCCCUCCCAACGCGCUUUCCUAUGCAGAUCUUUCUUGUAUUGUUUUUUUGGUCUGUGUGCUCUGUAACCUGGGUGCAGUAGCCUUUUCUUUACUCUAGCGCAUUCCAUCAAAGUUGUGUCGAUUCUAUUUUUCUCUGGACAGAGGAGGGGAAAUCGUGGGGAUGGGGAGAUAGCAUGAAAUAUUUAAUGUAGAAAACUGUGAUAUCUGAAUAAGUUAAACAUGAACAAUAAAUGUAAACAAAAUGAGACUCUGUUCUCUGCUUAA